This is a messenger RNA of Cannabis sativa, 2338 nucleotides long. RefSeq names its product protein DETOXIFICATION 14. Gene Ontology annotation, cellular component: membrane. Gene Ontology annotation, molecular function: xenobiotic transmembrane transporter activity; antiporter activity. NCBI's taxonomy places the organism in Eukaryota, Viridiplantae, Streptophyta, Magnoliopsida, Rosales, Cannabaceae. The transcript is spliced from 7 exons. The record is from RefSeq and is a predicted model, not a curated record. Bases 647 to 2125 code for a protein of 492 amino acids. Gene Ontology annotation, biological process: xenobiotic detoxification by transmembrane export across the plasma membrane.
GCAAAAAAAAUAAAUCAUAACAUAACAAUUCUCAAAUAAUAAUUAACUACCAUAUAUAUAUAUUCUCUAAUCAAAUUAAUUAAACAAUAAUAAAAAUUAUUGUCAAUAAAAUUAAAUAUCACAUGUAUAAUAAAUAAAUAAUCGUGAUAUUUGGGUUUUAUUUUUUUUUUCUUUAAGAGAAUCUUGAUAUUUCUUUUGAAUAUUAUAUAUCAUUUUUAAAUGUGAUAUAAUUGCAAUAGGUAAUAGUGUUAUAAUAAUUUUUUUUAUUUAAAAAGAAAAACUAUAAUAGAAAGAUAAUUUUUUUUUAAGAUAUGUAGAUUAGAUUAAAAAAAAUUAAAUUUAAAUUACAAUAUUAAAAAAAUAUAUUUUAUUUUUUAUAAGCACGUAUACAAAAUAAAAAAGAUAUAUGUAAUAUAUUUAAAUUUUAGUUGUAAUGUUUGAAAAAAAAAAAAGAUAACACAUUCUCUUAUAUAAUCCCAAUCAACAUAUAUUAUACUUACAAUUAAUAUUAUUUUCGAACAUAUAUAUAUAUAAUAGGGUUCAAUUCACACUAUCAAAGCAAGCCUGGCCCAUCUGAUUCAAAAAAAUAUAGUAUAUAUACUUUCGAAAUAUUUACAUAAAGAAAAAAAAGAGGGAAGCCAUUGCCAUGGGAGAAAGCUUGAUUUGGAAACAAGAAGAUGAAGAUAAUUUGGAAAAGGGUUUGUUAGAAAAUGAGAAAAGAGAGGAGAAAGUUGAGUUCUUUAGGGAUUUUAUUAAAGAAUUGAAGCUGUUAGGUUACAUUGCAGGUCCUAUGGUGGCUGUGAAUUUAUCACUUUAUUUUCUACAAAUAAUUUCUCUUAUGAUGGUUGGUCAUCUUGGUAAGCUUUAUCUUUCAAGUACUGCCGUAGCUAUCUCCAUUGGUGCUGUUUCUGGCUUCAGUUUACUUUUUGGAAUGUCUGGUGCAUUGGAAACUCUCUCUGGACAAGCAUAUGGAGCAAAGCAAUAUCGAAAACUCGGGACUCAAACCAACACUGCAAUUCUUUGCCUCAUUUUAGUAUGUAUCCCUCUAUCUCUAAUAUGGUUCUACAUGGAAAAUAUCCUUAUAGUCAUUGGCCAAAACCCCAAUAUUUCAAGACAAGCAGGCCAAUUCUUGUUAUGGCUUAUCCCAGCACUUUUCGCUUAUGCAACACUUCAACCGCUCAUUCGCUAUUUUCAAUCACAAAGCUUGAUUAAACCCUUGCUAGUGAGCUCAUGUGUUUCGAUUUCUUGUCAUGUUCCUCUUUGUUGGACCUUAGUAUUCAAGUGUGGAUUACAACAUUGUGGAGCUGCAAUAUCUAUUGGUAUUUCAUAUUGGUUGAAUGUGAUUUUACUCCUUUUGUACAUGACAUUUUCUUCUACAUGUGAAAGUACCCGAGUUCCAAUUUCUUCUGAGCUCUUUCAAGGAUGCGGAGAGUUCUUUCGCCUUGCUAUUCCUUCUGCUGCUAUGAGCUGCCUCGAGUGGUGGUCUUUCGAGAUAAUUACCUUGUUGUCUGGUCUUCUCUCGAAUCCUCAGCUCGAAACCUCUGUUUUAUCUGUUUGUAUGUCUACAAUUUCUACACUCUAUACAAUACCAGAAGGACUUGGUUCAGCUGGAAGCACUAGAGUUUCGAAUGAAUUAGGUGCAGGCAAACCAAGAGCAGCUCGUCUCGCAGUUGGUGCUGUCAUGUUUCUUUCCGUCUCAGAAUCCAUUAUUGUAAGCUCAGCUCUAUUUGCUGGCCGAAAAGCUUUCGGUUACUUCUUUACCAAUGACAAGGAAGUUGUGGAUUAUGCCAUGAACAUGGCUCCUCUAGUUUGUCUAUCUGUCAUAUUCGACAGUUUACAUGCCACUCUUUCAGGCAUUGCUAGAGGGUGUGGAUGGCAAGAUUUGGGGGCAUAUGUGAAUCUUGGAGCAUACUAUUUGGUGGGAAUUCCGGUUGCUGCAGCAUUGGGUUUUCGGUUUGAUUUAAGAGGAAAAGGCCUUUGGAUUGGAAUCAUAAUUGGUUCUUUCUUACAAGCAUUUUUGCUUUCUUUGAUAGCAAUAUGUACCAAUUGGAAUGAAAAGGCAAAAAUGGCAAGGAAGAGGGUGUUUGAGGAAAUAUUUGAGGAGAGUACUACUUCACUAGUGUAGGGUUUCUUGGCUUGGAGUUGAAGUAAUUUUUGUUAUUUAACCAAAAAAAUAAUUAUGAGAAUUUUUUUGGUACCAUUUUUUAAUUUAUUUGGCUAUGUAUUUUAGUAGCCCUACAUGAAGGUAUUCCUUCAUCAAUUUUGGCUCUUUCUUUGUCUUAUAAUAAUUUUUUUAUUAGGUACUCAAAAUGACAUGAAUAAUCAUUUGAGUUAUUCU